Messenger RNA from Camelus dromedarius (Arabian camel), 2354 nucleotides. RefSeq names its product collagen type XIII alpha 1 chain (gene COL13A1). The transcript has 40 exons. The coding region runs from base 54 to 1910 and encodes 618 amino acids. The record is from RefSeq and is a predicted model, not a curated record. Lineage: Eukaryota; Metazoa; Chordata; Mammalia; Artiodactyla; Camelidae.
CUCCUGGUCCUGCUGGAAGACCUGGCCUCCCGGGGGACAAAGGUGCCAUUGGGAUGCCUGGACGUGUGGGAGGAAAGGGCCAACCAGGUGAGAAGGGGGCCCCAGGAGAUGCCGGGAUGUCCAUCAUCGGUCCCCGUGGCCCCCCAGGCCAGCCGGGCACUCGAGGUUUUCCUGGAUUUCCGGGUCCCAUUGGGCUUGACGGCAAACCGGGCCACCCCGGACCAAAGGGGGAGAUGGGCCUGGCGGGUCCCCCAGGACAGCCGGGACCUCAAGGACAAAAAGGAGAAAAGGGUCAGUGUGGAGAGUACCCACAUCGGCUGCUGCCUCUCCUCAAUUCAGUGCGGCUGGCUCCACCCCCAGUCAUUAAAAGGCGGACCUUCCAGGGUGAACAGGGCCAGGCUGGCAUUCAAGGCCCACCAGGGCCACCAGGCCCUCCUGGACCGAGUGGACCUCUGGGGCACCCAGGACUGCCAGGGCCUAUGGGGCCACCUGGCUUACCUGGGCCUCCUGGACUGAAGGGAGACCCAGGGAUCCAGGGCUACCACGGCCGGAAGGGAGAACGGGGCAUGCCAGGGAUGCCGGGCAAACAGGGCGCAAAGGGGGCUCCUGGAAUCGCUGUGGCUGGGAUGAAGGGCGAGCCGGGGACCCCAGGAGCCAAGGGAGACCCAGGAGCGACAGGGAAGCCGGGGCCCCCAGGUUUGCCGGGAAAGAGGGGGCAGAGGGGUGAGAAGGGGGCUGCCGGUCCCCCUGGGCUUCUCGGCCUCCUGGGGCAGAAGGGAGAAAAAGGUGAUGCUGGCAACUCCAUUGGAGGAGGCCGAGGGGAGCCCGGUCCCCCAGGGCUCCCUGGGCCCCCAGGGCCAAAGGGGGAUGCUGGAGCUGAUGGCCACGCCGGCCCCCCAGGACGGCAAGGAGACAAGGGGGAGCCCGGAGCAGCUGGAGAACAAGGACCUGCUGGCCCCAAGGGCUCCAAGGGUGAACCGGGGAAGGGAGAGAUGGUGGACUACAACGGAAACAUCAACGAGGCUCUCCAGGAGAUCCGGACGCUGGCCUUGAUGGGACCCCCUGGUCUUCCCGGGCAAAUUGGCCCACCUGGAGCUCCAGGGAUUCCAGGACAGAAGGGGGAGAUUGGACUGCCAGGCCCUCCAGGACAUGAUGGGGAAAAGGGACCUCGAGGCAAACCAGGAGAUGUGGGCCCUCCUGGUCCCCAGGGCCCCCCAGGAAAGGCUGGGCCUGCAGGAAUGAAGGGAGAAGACGGACCCACAGGGAGCCCAGGAGAGAAGGGGGAGAAAGGGGAGACGGGGCAGCCAGGCCCACCGGGUCUAGACGGCCCAACUGGGGAGAAAGGAGAACCAGGUGGCCAAGGGAGACCUGGAGCGACCGGAUUGCCUGGCCCAAUCGGGCUCCCAGGAUUUACAGGAGAGAAAGGAGAACCCGGGGAGAAAGGUGACCCAGGAGUGGAGGUUCCUGGGCCACCAGGACCAGAGGGGCCUCCCGGACCUCCGGGGCUCCAAGGCAUUCCUGGACCAAAGGGUGAAGCAGGACUAGAUGGAGCAAAAGGAGAAAAGGGUGUCCAGGGAGAAAAAGGAGACCGAGGUCCUUUGGGAUUACCCGGAGCUUCAGGUUUGGACGGCAGGCCUGGGCCACCGGGUACUCCAGGACCAAUUGGAGUUCCAGGCCCAGCGGGACCAAAGGGAGAGAGGGGCAGCAAAGGCGACCCCGGGAUGACAGGACCAACGGGAGCAGCUGGGCUUCCUGGUUUGCACGGACCACCCGGGGAUAAAGGCAACCGGGGACAUCGAGGUUUUAAAGGAGAGAAAGGGGAGCCGGGGUUACCAGGGCUGGACGGACUGGAUGCCCCGUGCCCAUUGGGUGAAGACGGCUUACCAGUCCAGGGCUGCUGGAACAAGUGAUUCCUCUAACCUGGGAUUGGCCUGUGUGUGUGUUUGUACAUAGAAUAUUUAUUUUUAUACAGUUUUCACUUUUUGAAAAUGCCAGAAGUAUGAUACAUCUUACAGAUUAUUAAAAAAAAAAAGGAAAACCUGCAUAUUUUGUACAGAAAUUACCAACCUCUUCCCUUUUGUUUACAAGAUGUUUUGUAUAAGUCUACGACUCUAAUACACUUUUCGUUUGUGAGUAUGGUCGUACGUUUGCAUGAUAUUUGUGCACACUUAUUAAGUACUGAAGCUUAAUAAAUUAUUCUGUUCUGGUGCCAAAGAGGGCCAUCCAGCACUCAGGUGCUGGCUAGUUUAUGUGUGAAUUCACAGAAAUGUGGAGGUCCGAGGUGUUUGCUAAACUAGGUGUGUCUAAGAAUUUCUUAAACUCUUACGGAUUUUCAUUAUUUAAAAAAAUGAAAC